This is a messenger RNA of Striga asiatica, 1017 nucleotides long. The record is from the annotation of a GenBank genome assembly. NCBI's taxonomy places the organism in Eukaryota, Viridiplantae, Streptophyta, Magnoliopsida, Lamiales, Orobanchaceae.
AACGGUUCGAGAAAGCGGCGGCGGUUGAUUCAAAUCCCGCUUCCGUCUGCAUUCGGUAUCCGUUUUUUCUUCGGAGAAGUUGAAAAUCGGAGGAUCAGUUAUAACGGAGUGAGUGACGGCGGGGAAAUGGAUGAUAGAGGUGGUGGAGGAGGAUCGUUUGUCGCGGUGCGGCGUAUUUCCCAGGGGCUCGAUCGAGGAAACGCGUGCCAUUCUACUUCUGUGGAAGUUGUGACAGGAUCUGCUGCAUGGCUAGGCAGAGGGCUUUCAUGUGUUUGUGUUCAAGGAAGAGACUGUGAUGCUCGCCCAUCAUUUGAUUUGACACCCGCACAGGAGGAAUGCUUGCAUAGGCUACAGAACCGGAUAGAUGUGAACUAUGAUAGUUCUGUUUCAGAACAUCAGGAAGCUUUAAGGGCUUUGUGGAGUGCUGCCUUUCCUGGAGAGGAACUCCAUGGAUUAAUAUCAGAGCAGUGGAAAGAAAUGGGUUGGCAGGGAAAAGAUCCAUCUACAGAUUUUAGGGGUGGUGGUUUCAUAUCGUUGGAAAAUUUGUUAUACUUUGCGAGAAACUUUCCAAAAUCGUUUCAAGAUCUACUUCAGAAGAAGGAAGGUGAUCGUGCAUUGUGGGAAUAUCCCUUUGCUGUAGCUGGUGUAAACAUCACAUUCAUGCUAAUUCAAAUGCUUGACCUUGAAGCAGUGAAACCCAGAACACUUGUGGGAGCCACCUUCUUGAAGUUUCUUGCUGAAAAUGAAUCAGCGUUUGAGCUUCUCUACUGUAUCACAUUCAAGCUAAUGGACAACCAGUGGCUCUCCAUGCAUGCAUCUUACAUGGAUUUCAAUGCUGUGAUGAAAGCCACUCGACGGCAGCUGGAGAGGGAGCUUCUGCAAGAAGAUGUUGCGAGUCUUGAAGACUUGCCUUCAUUCACCCUUCUCAGUUGCUAGUGUUUUUGGAAUAUACAAUACACCAUUAUAUGCAUAAUCAUGCAAAAGUCCUUACUUUGUCAUGUUCGUGUUUGGGUUUUU